Amphiprion ocellaris (clown anemonefish) is the source of this 3772-nucleotide messenger RNA. RefSeq names its product Rho GTPase activating protein 17b (gene arhgap17b). Gene Ontology annotation, cellular component: intracellular anatomical structure; cytoplasm; cytosol. The coding region runs from base 265 to 2685 and encodes 806 amino acids. Gene Ontology annotation, biological process: regulation of actin cytoskeleton organization; positive regulation of GTPase activity; regulation of Rac protein signal transduction. The record is from RefSeq and is a predicted model, not a curated record. The transcript has 20 exons. NCBI's taxonomy places the organism in Eukaryota, Metazoa, Chordata, Actinopteri, Pomacentridae. Gene Ontology annotation, molecular function: protein binding; GTPase activator activity.
CGUCACUUCAGCAGGACCUUUGUGGCGAUGGGGCUCCUCGAGCUUUACGCAGCUCGUUUCCACUGACUUUAUCAGUGUCACCGGGUUCAGUCAGGGGAAAACAUCCACUUGUUUAGUGCGUAAAAGUGGUCGGAGAGCAGCUUUAUUUUUUUUUCACUGCCACAAUGGCUGCGACGUAGCGCAACUUUUGGAUCCGCGGUGGAUGAUCGACGGCGGUGCAAAACUUUUACGCACUUGUAGGAGACGCCGAGGAGACUUUGAGUCAUGAAGAAGCAGUUUAAUCGCAUGAGGCAACUUGCCAACCAGACGGUGGGGAGGGCUGAGAAAACUGAGGUCCUGAGCGAUGACCUCCUGCAGAUUGAGCGGCGGAUGGAGCUGGUACGUCUGGUGUCGCACAACACGCACAAGAAGCUGGUGUCGUGUCUGCAGGGUCAGCUGGGAACAGACACCGAGAAGAGACACAAGAAGCUGCCGCUGACGGGGCUGUCCCAGACCAUGCAGGAGGGAGGAGGCCAGCUGGGAGAUGAGAGUCUGAUCGGAAAGAUGAUGGAUGUGUGUGGGGAGGCUGAAAGUAGGUUAGCCACCGAACUGAUGCAGCACGAACUGCAGCUCGAGAGAGAUAUUCUGGACCCUCUUAACCAGCUGGCAGAGGUGGAGAUUCCUAAUAUUCUAAAGCAGAGGAAGCAACUGGCCAAGCUGGUUCUUGAUUACGACUCUGCAAAGACGAGGUGGUACCAGGCAACAAAGUCCAACAACCAGGCCAUGGCAGCUAAAGUCGAUUCGCUCAAAGACGAGAUGGAGGAAGCUCUCAAUAAAGUAGAAAUAUGCAAGGACCAGCUCUCUGCAGACAUGUACAGCUUCUCUUCCAAAGAGGGAGAACAUGCUCGAUACUACGUCAUGUUAUUAGAGGCCCAGGCAGAUUAUCACAGGAAGUCUCUGGCAGCUCUAGAGGCAGCUAUACCAACCAUCCAAAUGCAGCAAGACUCAUGGAUGGAGAAACCUGCGUUCGGCACGGCGCUGGAGGAGCAUCUGAAGAGGAGCAACCGCGAGAUCGCUCUGCCCAUCGAGGCCUGCGUCAUGAUGCUGCUGGAGACUGGCAUGAAGGAGGAGGGUCUCUUCAGGAUAGCAGCCGGAGCUUCAAAGCUGAAGAAGCUAAAAGCGGCGCUGGACUGCUCCACCUCGCAGCUCGAGGAGUUCUACUCUGAUCCUCACGCCGUCGCCGGAGCCCUGAAGUCCUACCUCAGGGAACUUCCUGAACCUCUAAUGACUUUUGGCCUGUACGACGAGUGGAUACAGGCCUCCAACGUGUCUGACCCUGACAAAAGGCUUCAGGACUUAUGGGUGACAUGUGACCGACUGCCAAAGACUCACAAAGCCAACCUCAGGUAUCUGGUGAAGUUUCUGGCUAAACUGGCUCUGGACAGUGAGGUUAAUAAAAUGACUCCCAGCAACAUUUCCAUCGUUCUGGGUCCAAACCUGCUGUGGCCCAACGCUGAUGGGUCGCUGGCUGAAAUGGCUGCAGCUACAUCUGUCCAUGUCGUGUCCAUUAUCGAGCUCGUCAUCCAACAUGCUGACUGGUUCUUCCCUGACGAGGUGGACUUCAACGUGUCGGGCAUGUUCGCCAUGCCCACCCAUCCAUCCACCCCGGACCCCGAGUUCGGCCUGGACCGGAGGCGUCCCGGCAGCCUGGGGCAGGACGGGGACAGUCACGCCCCCCGUAAAGACAGCUCUGCUAACAAACAGCCGGUGCCUACUCCUCGCAGAGCCGGCGCUGUAAAUAGAAAGUCACCACUAACCUCACCCACCUUCCAUCCCCCUUUGCCCCCUCUGGAAGCCGCGGCUCCUCCCCAGCUCGAGCCUCUGUCCCCGGCCGCAGAGGCUGAGCAGCCCGGCCUGAGCGGCGCUGGUGGUGGUGGUGGUGGUGGUGGUCUGGGUGGUGGUGGGGUCCAGGUAGCCACAGUGCAGUUUGUAACCCAGCUCAGCGCAGAGGAGAGCAGCCCCGCCCAUGAGCUCACGUCCACCCCCCCUCCCCAGAGGAAUGGUUCGUCCCACCAGCUCUUAGUCGGAACCCCCCACUCUCAGGGCGGCUCCAGGGGUCCGAGUCCUCACAUGACCCGCAGAGGCACCAAGAAACAGGCCCCCGCUCCACCCAAACAGGCCAGCCCCUUCGCCUCUCAGCCUGGCAGCACCCAGACGCCCGGUUCCCCUCAUCACCCGCCCAUCACGCCCCGUCGUCUGCACAGCAAAGACGCCCUGAUCCACGCCCCGAGCCACCCGCCGCCGCAGCCCCCUCAGCCCCAGCAGGCCCAGGGGGAGUCGGAGUCCUCUCCACCCAGCUCCCCCACCCCUCCGGACACUCCGCCUCACGACGGAUCCAACCCUCUCUCCUACCACUCCGGGUCCCUGCCUCGACCCUCCAGGCCGGCGCCGAGGCCUCGACCCCGACCCAGCAUGCCGCCGCCCCCGCAGCCUGCAGCAAACGACAACGAUAACGGAAUAUGUGGCUCCGCCUCCAAGAUCAUAACAGACGGAGGCCUCGUCCUGAAGGGGACUGGACGAGCCUUCAUCCCUGAGGUGAUGGCAGACCAACCAGGAGAGAGCUCUGCUGGCCAGGAACCCACCACCACCACCCUCCCAGCCCUGCAGACAGACGCCAACAUCCACUCAGAGACCACCGCUCUGUGAGGAGACUGACCUCCACAUUCGGCUAAAAUAUCCGACAGGUAACCCCUGAACGCGUCCAGCUCUUUAGGCUCCACCCACAUGACGCCGGACGGCUUCCUGGAAACAAACCUUUUCCUCCUGACUCGAACCAGAAAGCUCAUCCUGCAGCGGUGGUUUAAACCACAGAGCUCCUGUCCAGCCUCCACAUUCAGCCUUCUUGCUCCAUUUACUGCUGGGGAUUUUGACAUUGGACUGCAGAGCCUAAUAGGACUUGAACAUGUAACCUCAAUAACAUAGCAGCUGACCUCAAAGGGUGCUGGCAAAGCUUUCUCUCUUCUCCUGUUUCUUUUUGAGAUCUUGCCAUCGAUGCUAAAGAUUCUUUUGGAAAUCUGAAUCUGCUUUAAGUAACAGAUUUCCCCACAUAGACCCACUGGUAUUUUUUCAGUUGUUUGGAGAUAUUUGAAUUAGAACCAGCCACUCAUGAUGUAUUUGUCAUGAAAUUGCUCAGACAUUUUCCAGCGUAUCAGUUUCAACUGCCUGAAUGAGUUUUUUUUUUUAGUAAAGGACCAAAGGACCGGCUGUGGGCCAAAGAACAUUCAGUUCAAAUUCAGAGCUGAUCAGCUUAUUUUAAGGUUGCUAAUGACCAAAUGUUUGGCAAGAGUGCAAUAAAAAACACUUCCAGUGGUGUCCAUCCACAGCACAGAUACUGCCGUGUUUGGUAUUUCAGGCAGUUUUACUUCAUUAUCUCUAAUUAUCCAAAUCUAGGGCGGAUUUUACUUGAUUUCCACCGAGCUGAAUCGGAAAAAUGUAUUCGAUGCUCAUUUUUUUAAUAUGAAAAGGGAUUUUUUCAGCUAAAUAGAUUAUAACAUGCAACUGAUCACUCCUACUUAAAACUCAAAGCUUUGACUAAAUACAGCCAAAUUAUUGAAAUCGUCUUUGUGUAUAAUUUUUUCACGACUUUUUUUUUUUUUUUUUUUAAAGAAAUUUUUCAGCUUUUUUUUUUUUUUUUUUUUUUAUUACUACCCAGCAUUUUUAUGGUGGUUCUUCUGAACAUAAUGCAUUAUACAGUGCAUCAUUACUCCUGAUGAUUAAAGAUCGUUCAACCUGA